CAUAAGGAAAAUUUGACAGCGUGCUUGUGUUGUGUUGUGUUGUGUUGUAGUGGUUUAAAGCGUGCGUGUAGACUAUACAAGAUACAACAUUACCUGAAACUGAAGACGCAAGAGUAAGGUGCAGGUAUGAGGAACCUGAAGCUGAAGCGGCGUGUGUGUUCUGUGGGGCUGCAGGCUCCAGGCUCCCCUCAUUGCCUCUCCGUCAGGAUGGACUCUGGCUCUCUGCUCAUCGCCUCCGCCUGCUCCAUCAUCGAGUACGACCCACGGACCGCACAGGUGCUGGAUGAGGUAUCCCUCACAGCAGAGGAGUACUUGCCGGCAGAUGGCAGUGGGACCGUAGUGGGCAUCCAGGACCUUCCAGACCAAGAGUGUGUGUGUGUGGCCACAGCCAAUGGAGACGUCAUCCUCUACAACCUCAACACACACCAGCUGGAGUGUGUUGGCAGCGUUGAUACUGGCCUCACAGGAAUGAGUUGGAGUCCUGAUCAGGAACUGGUCACUUUAACCACAGGACAGCAGACCAUUAUUGUGAUGACUAAGGACUUUGAGCCCAUUACUGAAGUUCAGAUUCACCAGGAGGACUUUGGGGAAGGGAAGUUCAUCACCGUUGGCUGGGGAAAGAAAGAGACACAGUUCCAUGGUUCAGCAGGCAAACAAGCAGCACAGAAGAAAAAUACAGAAGUGUUGCCUGCAGUGGAGUGGGACGACCGACGACCUCGAGUGACGUGGAGAGGCGAUGGACAACUGUUCGCCGUCAGUGCUGUGUGCCCUCAGACCGGAGCGAGGAAGGUACGGGUGUGGAACAGAGAGUGUGUUCUUCAGGCCACCAGUGAGACUAUCAACGGCCUGGAGCAGGCACUUUGUUGGAAGCCCUCUGGUAGUUUGAUUGCCUCUACUCAGCGGCAUCCAAACAAGCACAGUGUGGUGUUUCUGGAGAAGAACGGCCUUCUGCACGGAGACUUCACACUGCCUCUUCAGAAGGACCAGGCCAAGGUGAAAGAGCUCCUCUGGAACAGUGACUCCACAGUGUUGGCAGUUUGGUUGGAGGACAUGAAUCCAGGGGAGGAUGGCCUCAUAAACACUCAGAUCCAGUUGUGGUCAGUAGGGAACUAUCACUGGUACCUGAAGCAGUGUCUGCGUUGGGGGAGUGGUGAGGAGGCUCCUGUGUGUGUGGUGUGGGACCCAGAGCGCCCCCUACAGCUGUAUCUGUUGAGCCGCACCUGGACCUGCGUCACCUACCAGUGGGGCUGGACAACGGACCGGAGCUAUGGAGACGCUGGCCAUGACAACGCCAACGUGGCUGUGAUUGAUGGAGAUAAGGUGUUGGUGACGGCGUUUCGGCAGUGUGUGGUUCCGCCACCGAUGAGCUCCUUCGAGCUUCAACUUCCUGCUCCUGUUACCAUGGUGACCUUCUGCUGUGAGGCAGGCCGCUCCAAUGACCUUGCUGCCAUGACUGAGGACGGGCGCCUGUGUGUGUUUGGACAAGGAGAGGGAGGGUCCAAUGUACCUGGCUCUGGGGGAUUUAGAAUCAUCACACACCCUCCUGUGCUGAAGAACACUUAUAGAGUGGAGGUGGGUGGGACAGGUCCUCUCGCGCUGCGAUUGGUUGUCUGGCUCAGAGAGCACAACUUCCUGGCGGUGACCUGUGGAGAAGUGAUCGACCAAUCAAAAGUGCUCCUGCUCAAACCCUCAGCCAGUGACGGCACAAUGCAGAUCAGUUCACAGGUAUGUGUAGACGGCCAUGUGAUCAGUGUGUGUCACAGUGGCAGGAGCAACGCGGUGGCUUUACAGCUGGAGGAUGGGCAAAUCCGAAAACUGCUGUGGGAGGAUUGCGAGCUGGCCGCAGUACCAUGGGAGGAUAGUACAGGGAACAUUGUGAAUUUCCCUCAGUCAUGUGAGCACACUGCCUUGUGCACUAUCUCAGGAGAGGAGCUUCCUCUGGGUCUGACGGACCGCUCCCAUCUCUACUUAGGAGACACAGAGCUGGCGUCUGGAGUCUCGUCGUUUGUGGUGUGUGAUGACUUCCUUCUGCUGACCACACAUGCACACACCUGCAGAUGUCUCCAGCUCAGCACGAACACCACCAAAGGUCUGGUAUCGGUUCUAAGCUCUGACGGAGGGCAGAACGACGAGACGCUGCGGCGCGUAGAGAGAGGCUCUCGCAUCGUUACCAUGGUUCCCCACGACACACGCCUCAUCCUGCAGAUGCCACGUGGUAACCUGGAGACCAUCAAUCAUCGAGCACUGGUGCUUUCACAACUCCGGAAGUGGCUGGACAGUCUCCGGUUCAGAGAUGCAUUUGAGGUCAUGAGAAAACAGAGGAUCAACCUCAACCUCAUCUACGACCACAACCCUAAAGUAUUUCUGGAGAAUGUGGAGAUGUUUCUGAACCAGGUGGACUCCAUCAACAACAUCAACCUUUUCCUUACUGAGCUAAGAGAGGAGGACACUACAAAGACCAUGUACCCCUGCCCCUCCACCUGCACCCCUCCAUCUGCCCCGGGGGUAACUGGGAGGAAAGUGGACGUUGUGUGUGACGCCCUACGGGCCACCAUGGAGCGCCUCAACCCAGACAGGUAUUGCUUGUGUAUUCUCACCACCCAUGUGAAGAAAACAGUUCCUGAGCUGGAGACGGCCCUGCAGAAGGUUCACCAGCUGAGAGUAAACAUUCCGAGCUCCAGUGAGGCUGUGAAGGCUGAAGAGGCUCUGAAGUAUCUGCUGUUUCUGGUGGACGUUAACGACCUCUACACACACUCCCUUGGAACCUACGAUUUCACACUCGUCCUCAUGGUUGCAGAGAAGUCUCAGAAGGACCCUAAGGAAUACCUGCCGUUCCUAAACAUGCUGAAGACCCUUGAGCCGAACUACCAGCGCUACACCAUUGACAAGCACCUGAAGAGAUACAGCAAGGCUCUGCAGCACUUGAGCAAAUGUGGAGACGAGUAUUUCUCAGAGGUGUUGAACCUGGUGAAGGAUCAGCAGCUCUACAGGGAAGCUCUGAGUCUCUACCCUACGGACAGCCCACUGUACAAGGAGCUGAGUGCGGCGUAUGCUGAGCACUUGGUGGAGCGGGGCCAGCCCGAGAUGGCCGGCUUGUUGCUAUGGCGAUGUGGCGAGCUGGCGCGGGCGCUUCAGGCGUUUGUGGGCGGGGCUAGUUGGAGACACGCCCUCUCAGUAGCCAUGGAGAUGCCCCUCCCUCCUGACCAGCUGGCUUUACUCGCCCGAGACCUGGCAGAUAAGUUACUGGAACAAAGGAGAUAUACAGAAGCAUCUGUGUUGUUGGAGCAGUACGCCAAGGAUUGUGAGGAGGCCAUAUCUGCUCUCAUCUCUGGUGCAGCGUGGGAAGAGGCUCUCAGACUGGUGCAUCUUUAUAACAGACAAGACAUCAUAGAGACCAACCUGAAGCCUGCUUUACUAGAAGCUUACAGCACACAGGUGUCAUUCCUGGAGUCUCAGAAGGCCUUGUUCACACGCCACCAAACACGACUUGUUGUGGUCAGAGAAGAGAAGGAGAAAGCCAGACAAGAGAUGCUGGAUGAGGGUGAUUGUGGUGAUGUGGAACUGUACUCAGAGGCUAGCAGUGUUAUGAGUGGCAGUCACGCGAGCUCCAGAUACACACACAGCAACUCACGCAUCUCAGCGCGGUCCUCUAAGAAUCGGCGUAAGGCCGAGGGGAAGAAGUUUAGCCUGAAGGAGGGAAGUCCCUUUGAGGAGACAGCGUUACUACACGCACUCACACACAUCACACACACCGUCGACAAGAUGAGAGAGGAGAUCCAGGGACUGUUGAAGGCUCUGGUGUUGUUCCAAUAUGAUGACCAGGCGGGGGCGCUACAACGCAACUACAGCCAGCUACUCGCCCUCAUGGAGAGCAACAUCCCUCUCAUCUGGAUCCCAAACAACCCACAGACACUGGUGACGGGACCCAGUUCCACAGCCAACAGCAUCACAGCCUCCUUCCAGCAGCAGAGAGUGCCCCCUACAGCUCAACAAGAUACUGAAGUCUUCACUCCCCCUAAGAUGAGAACCUCCGUGAAGUGGAAGCUGUGUGUCCUAGACUGAUGUGUGUGUGCGUGUUAGUGUACUGGGGUGUGAAUGUGUGUGUGAGUGUGCAUGUGUGUAUUUACCAAAUAAAUGUGUAACCAUAUCAAAUGUACAAAUAAAAUAGGUCUUAAAAUGAA
Messenger RNA from Sardina pilchardus (European sardine), 4181 nucleotides. RefSeq names its product elongator acetyltransferase complex subunit 1 (gene elp1). Bases 127 to 4062 code for a protein of 1311 amino acids. The record is from RefSeq and is a predicted model, not a curated record. Gene Ontology annotation, molecular function: protein binding; tRNA binding. Gene Ontology annotation, cellular component: elongator holoenzyme complex; cytosol. Gene Ontology annotation, biological process: tRNA wobble base 5-methoxycarbonylmethyl-2-thiouridinylation. The transcript has 37 exons. Lineage: Eukaryota; Metazoa; Chordata; Actinopteri; Clupeiformes; Clupeidae.